UUUAGCUGUCACAGCUCACUAUCAAAGUCUGAAAGUCUUCCUUUUUGAGUUUAUGAUAAGGAAAUUCUGGUCGUGUGGCAGUCUGUUUGCUAAAAUUUAAAUUUAAUCCACCAUGGCAGGAAAACCUGCUUUGAGCAUUUGCAUUUCUAAAGGGUUGUAUGAAUUUGAGCGCUAUUUAAAACACUGCAUUAACAUAUAAUUUAUCAAUAGAUUAAUUUCGGCAUUUCAUACGAAAAUUAAAAUUUUCAGCCUUUCUUGAUGUGGAAGUAAUACUCUUUAUCUUUUAUAUGGCUAGCCUGCUGUUCAUGCUAUUCGUCUCCGUUUGCACCUAACGUAGCCCAUCUACCUGUAGAUGGUAAACGUGGAUGGACUGUACGACCAUGAACACAUUUCUUGCGAUGUGCAAAGUUGACGUUACACGUUGUUGAGUGAGGUUAUGUUUUAAGUUUUAUGUUCUCACAUGUUGAAACUGUUCGUGAAUACUUUCUUUACGGUGUGUUAUUUAAGUGAGACAAUAAUUUAUUACACCAAGUAACUAGUGGUUUAGUAUCAGCUACCAAUGGCUAACGAAGAGGCCCAAUUAGACACCCUCCCAGGGGGCGAAGAACUUCCACCUGCUGUAACUAUUGCUCGAUUUGUAGCAUGUCGGAGUCAAGAAAUUCAAGUGAUGAAAAAUUCGUUAGGCACCCAGUUCGGAACCAAACUAGCAUUUCAAACCUUACCUAAACAUAUGCGAAGACGGGCAAUGUCCCAUAAUGUAAAAAGAUUACCACGACGUUUGCGACAAAUUCAUUUAAACCAAAUGAAAAAAUCUGGAAUGCCUACUAAGCAGAAACGACCAUCUCGAAAAUAUCGAAGGCGACCGCGAAAUUUAACAGAAGAAUACACGAGAAGGUCGAAUAAAAGAUAUAAAUGGCUUUAUACACACAUCUGGCAUGCAAAGAGAUUCCAUAUGACAGAAAAAUGGGGCUAUAAAUUACCUCAUCGACCUUGUGAUAAAGCUUUUAGAGCCUGUUACAGGGCAAUGAGUCAACAUUGUCUUUUACAGGACAUUUCAUAUUUUAAUGGUAUUGAAAUUUCCGGGGAUAGAAAUGUCAUUAUUCAUAAUUUGAAAUACUUGUCCAAGCCAGAUGGAGGAUUGAGUAUUAGUGCCAAAGCAUUUAUUAAUGGUAAUCGUGAAGGAGAGUUGACACUUUAUGAAAUGGGAGACCUACACAAAACAAUUGGAAAUGUAAAAUUUCAGUGGUUUCCAAGCAGUGAAAACACCGCGACAAAGUUAUGGUUGUGGAUUCAUCCAGCAUUUUACGAGAACGUUAAAAGGGCCCUAACACUUUGCUUUAAAGAUUGUCCAAAUAUUUUAUUUGAAGAACUCAGAAUGGACCUAAGCAGGUUCAGGUUAACAGGCCCACUUUCUAAUUCAGUUCUUCAUGAUGCUCUUCAAACCAUAAAUAUUGAUCAAACAGCUUUAUCAGAAUCAUAUUUAAGAGACUAUAUUAAACUGUUCAAAAACAAGGACGUUGUUAAAGAGCAGUCUGAAUAUUGGAACCAAAUUAAAAAUGUAACAUCCACAGCAGAUUUAUCCCCACAUUCAGUUUGUUCAGUAGUUGUUAAUGAUCCCAGGUUCUAUCUACCAAAAAAGCGAGUAAAGAGUGUCCCAGAUAUCCACAACUAUGGAACUAUUGCACUGCCUGAUACUGCUGCACAUAGUCCACUUUGGUAUAAAGAUUUUAGAAAACAAGCUAAUAAUAUUGGUAUGCGGGAUUCAGAGAUAGCUGAGCUACGAAGUAAAUUAUUAGUACCCGGUUCAAACUUGACUGAAAAUACUGUUCUGGUUCCAGUAAUCCUUAUUCAGCAACCUGGAAAUAAAAGAGAAAAUAUAGGCUUAGGGGGUGGCUGGGAUAUCAUCCUUCCAAAUGCUUGGGCUAAACCAUUUUGGAUUGCUUUUGUUAUGAGAGGAGCCAGAGCUGGAGGUUUGCGGGAAUCAAGUUCCAUACUGUUUGAAAUGGGAAAAUCACAAUUUUUAGAACCAGAUACAGAUGCAGGAAUAAAUGAGGAACUUCUAUCAUCAAAAGAAAAUGUAGAUAUAUUUUUCCGUAAGCCACCUAAUAAAAGAAUUAAUUAUAACAAAUUUAAAAUAGCCAGCCCUUUUACUUGUAACUGGAAUUUAUUAUUAAAAGAGUGGGGUCAUUUUGCAUCUAGUGGUGAAAUUACAAUACUUCGGAACAAGAAGAUUUUAAAUUCCAUUGAGGUUUUUCUGAACUCAGGUAUCCAGGAGCUGCCAGAUUAUCCAAAAAAUUGUCUUAUACCAGUAAAACUGAUCUGUGAAGCAAGAGGAUGUCCUCAAAAAUUUGCCAUCAUUUGUUUGCCACAGAAUGAAAAAGAUUUAAAGAAAGUCGUCACUGAACCAAACAGUGAGGACAAAUUUCAAGCAGAAAGAAAAGAACUAAGAAGAGCACAUCAAAGCUUGCUGAAAAAAUUUAGAAAGCAGCGCAAAGCAAAAUCUAGUAAUUUUGAUUUACAAGCAUACAAAGAAAUGUUAAUUAAUUAUAGUAAAAAGAUAAGGGCUUUAUGGUUACCUGAACCUAGAACUAUAAGAUACUCAUGUUCAAGAGAAGUGGUAGGUUUUGUUCAUAAAGGAGGUUUUAGUUUUUCUCUUGGGAAGAGUUCUGCUACUGGAUACAUUGUUAGUGAUGCGUUGCUGGCGGUUAGACAAUUCAAAAACAGAAUCUUAUUGAGAAAUACAAAUUCAAGGCAAUAUAAAGUUGCAAACUUAACUGUGAUUUUAGAGUAACUGGAGAAUAAAUGAUUCUUACAUUUUUUCGUUUGCUAAAA
Molecule: messenger RNA, 2832 nt
Organism: Zophobas morio
Lineage: Eukaryota; Metazoa; Arthropoda; Insecta; Coleoptera; Tenebrionidae
Gene: Pop1
Product: ribonucleases P/MRP protein subunit POP1
Exons: 4
Coding region: 560-2791 (743 amino acids)
Biological process (GO): tRNA 5'-leader removal
Cellular component (GO): ribonuclease MRP complex; nucleolar ribonuclease P complex
Source: RefSeq, a predicted model, not a curated record